AUGACCGAUAUCUCUCAGAUUUACGUGGGUGCUCAGAUCACUCUGCCUAGCUCCGCAGCCCUCGGGCUGGAGGCGAGGACAUGGGUGAUCGAUGAGGAGGUUUAUGAUAAUCGAAUCGAUGACGUGCAUGAGCAUAUGUCGAGUCCCAGUCCCGGAACAAUGCCAUCCGGCUGGAAGGCUAAGUACCUGUGUCAUGAUCUCCAUAAUCCCCAAACUGAAGCCUUCAUGAGAGUCUUUUCUCAAGGCCCUGAUGAAGGAACAGAACGCUUUCCACCGCAUAUGCGAGCCCAACAGGCAGAUCCUAGCGUUGAACAUUACGAAGCCCAAGCUCGGAAGGCGUUUCAACAAGGCGGAUGCCGAAGUGUGCCUCCACUACUUGGAUGGGGUCAAUCCGUGCAGGGAGAAUACGGACCUGUACCUGGAGGAUACAUAACCCAUCUUGUUUGGGAAAAGGUCCCCGGGGAAAUCUUGAGUCCGGAAUUCUUUUGGUCACUCUCACAAUCGAGACGUGAUCUGAUUCGUGACAAGUUCCGGAUUGCAUAUCAGGAAAUAUUGUCAUUCGGUUGGGUUCCAGGAGGGCAGCAUAUCGGAAAGAUAAUAUGGAACGAAGAGUCUACUGAUCUAUGGAUCUCAGGGUUUCACGGUUCGUUGAGAACGGAUAGACAGUUGUCGAAUGACGUUCUGGCUCAUUUUGAAUUGAUCAAACCACCCCCGCGUGGCCCCUGUGAUCCCUUGCUCCACCCUCGUGGCAGCUGGGACAAGUGGAAGUGGUGA
Messenger RNA from Penicillium salamii, 774 nucleotides. NCBI's taxonomy places the organism in Eukaryota, Fungi, Ascomycota, Eurotiomycetes, Eurotiales, Aspergillaceae. The record is from the annotation of a GenBank genome assembly.